GACCUGUGCCAGCUUGUGCCAACCUCCUCCGGGACCUUCGCCGUCGCCGUACAGCCAGAGGUAUCCCACACCCAUGCCGGUGCCUUCGCCCGCCCUGGCCCCGACGCCUUCCCCUACGGCUGUGGCUCCGGCGCCGUCGACUGAAGCCAAGUGCAGCACGGACACCGGUGGUAGCUGCCAGUGGAUGGGCUGCGCUUCGAGUCGUGGCAAGACCAGCUGCAGCAAUGGCAAGUGCAAGUGCGCCAAGGGCUACUGCAACAUGAAAGGAAAGUGCGUGAAGUAUGCGGAUUUUCAGCAUCAAGCUGAGAUCAACAGUAAAAAGUGCUACACCAACACCGGUGUUUCCUGCCGCUGGUCCGACUGCGAUCGAAAGAUGGGUAGCACCAUGUGCGACAGCCUGACUGGAGGGAAAGGAACCUACAAAUGCCUUUGCAAGAAGCACUAUUGUUGGGAUUCGGUGAAAAAGCACUGCAUGAGACAGUGAGCGCAGUGAGCGCGCUUCCGACCUGGUCACUGGCCUCACAACUUCCCGAACGGCAGAUGAAUGGCUCAGAUGGACUUGCGGC
Molecule: messenger RNA, 566 nt
Organism: Cladocopium goreaui
Lineage: Eukaryota; Dinophyceae; Suessiales; Symbiodiniaceae
Source: the annotation of a GenBank genome assembly